Parastagonospora nodorum SN15 is the source of this 906-nucleotide messenger RNA. RefSeq lists its product as hypothetical. Gene Ontology annotation, cellular component: cytoplasm. Bases 43 to 777 code for a protein of 244 amino acids. Gene Ontology annotation, molecular function: copper ion binding; superoxide dismutase copper chaperone activity. Gene Ontology annotation, biological process: removal of superoxide radicals. Lineage: Eukaryota; Fungi; Ascomycota; Dothideomycetes; Pleosporales; Phaeosphaeriaceae. The record is from RefSeq and is a predicted model, not a curated record. The transcript has 5 exons.
GCUCAAGCCUUUUGAUUUCACAUCAAAGAUUUCUUUCCCAAAAUGACGGUCCCAGUCUUCGAAACAGUAUUCGCAGUGCCUAUGACCUGCCAAAGUUGCAUCAAUGACAUUGAAGGCAGCUUGCAGCAACUGAGUGGAAUUCACAAAGUUUCAGCAAACCUCAAGGACCAGCUAGUCUCUGUUGAAGGCACUGCUCCACCUUCUGCAAUAGUUGAAGCAAUACAGUCUACUGGACGCGAUGCUAUUCUACGUGGGUCUGGAAAGUCGGACAGCGCUGCAGUGUGCAUCUUGGAAUCACACGCGGCCCAUAUAGAGAACAAGGUUCGCGGAUUAGCACGGAUGGUCGAAGUAGCACCUGGUAUGACCAUCAUCGAUUUAAGCAUACGAGGACUGUCUCCUGGAACUUAUCACGCCACUGUGCGAGAAAGUGGUAACAUCUCUGAGGGCCCUGAAACUGCUGGUGCUAUAUGGGAAGCUUCGAAGGCCAAGAAUGAAGGCCAACCAUGUCGGGGCAUCUUUGGUACAGUAGAGGUAGGGAAGGGUGGUGUUGGCGCCGUCUUCUUAGACAAACCGAUACACAUCUGGGAGAUGAUCGGACGGAGCAUCAUCGUCGCCAAACAGCAGGAUGGGAAGUUUGACAAGAACGAUCCGGAUACGCUAGUAGGCGUCAUCGCACGGAGCGCAGGUGUCUGGGAUAACGACAAGACCGUAUGCUCGUGUUCGGGGAAAACGGUCUGGCAGGAGCGCGAUGAACAGCGCGAUCGAGGCAUGCUGUGAGCGAGCGUGAAGCAUUGCCAAGUUGUAUGAGGCUCAACAAGGCCGAAGAGGCUCUACCAAGCUAAACAUGAUGCUCUACCAAGCAGCAUAGGUAUGAGAUUGUACCAAGUGAGAAAUGAGGCUAUACCA